AUGACCGUGGUUCUGCAGCUGCCGCUGCCGCUGCUGCUGCUGCUGCUGUCGAGGGCCCAGGGGGACCCAGGAGCUUCACUGAACGGCCACCCCGGAGACCGCGUGAAUCUCUCCUGCAUAGGGGUCUCGCAACCCACCCGCUGGGUCUGGGCACCUAGAUUCCCGGCCUGCAAAGGCCUGUCCAAAGGACGCCGCCCGAUCCUGUGGGCCUCACCGAGCGGGACCCCCACCGUGUCUCCCGCCCAGCCGUUUGCUGGCCGCAUAAAUGCCCUGGACCUUGGUAUCCGGCGAUUGGAGCUGCUCUUGAGCGCGGGGGACUCUGGCACCUUUAUCUGCAAGGGUCGCCAAGAGGAGGAGAGCCGUACGGAGCUUCAUGUGCUGGGAGACAGGGCCUACUGCAAAGCUCUGGGGUCGUCGUAUUCCCACAUUCUGAUCCCGCUGCUGGGCGCUGGGCUGGUGCUGGGCCUCGGAGUAUUGGGCUGGGCCUGCUGGCGGCGCAGGCGCUCGCCCCCUCAUCCGCCUCGACCAACCCCCAGAUUUGCUCUGUCCCCCCCACAUAGUUCCACUCGUGAAAGCAGAGCCCCAGAGGCCAGAAGAGGAGGAAGAGCCCAAGAUGCCAGGGGACCUGGAUCAGGAGCCGAGCCUGCUCUACGCAGACCUGGAUCAUAUGGCCCUCAGAAGGUCCAGCCGACUGUCCCCAGUGGUCCCUGCUGA
Molecule: messenger RNA, 714 nt
Organism: Budorcas taxicolor (takin)
Lineage: Eukaryota; Metazoa; Chordata; Mammalia; Artiodactyla; Bovidae
Gene: MPIG6B
Product: megakaryocyte and platelet inhibitory receptor G6b
Exons: 6
Coding region: 1-714 (237 amino acids)
Biological process (GO): integrin-mediated signaling pathway; blood coagulation; megakaryocyte development
Cellular component (GO): plasma membrane
Source: RefSeq, a predicted model, not a curated record